GUGCUUCCGCGUGUGUCUGACUGACAGCCGCACACAGGACCCAGCGCAUAUAAGGAGCGCCUGCUGCCCGGCGGGUGCCGAGCUCUGAGCCCAGCUCCUCUGCUGAGUGGGGCUGGGUCUCCCCCCGGACCCUCCCACCUCCUGGACCCCAUUCCCAACUCUGAGACGAGUCAUCCCUGCAGGUUUUCCACAUACCAGGGGUUCAGCUGGGCAGAGUCAGGAUGCUGUGGCCGCUGCUGCUGCUUGCCUUAUGGCCCUGGUCCAGCGCUCAGGCCGGCGACCAGGACGAGGACACCGCCUUUGACCUCUUCAGCAUCAGCAAUAUCAGCCGCAAGACCAUCGGGGCCAAGCGGUUCCGGGGGCCGGACCCCAGCGUGCCCGCCUACCGCUUCGUGCGCUUUGACUACAUCCCUCCGGUGAGCGCGGAGCGCCUGGAGCGGAUCGCCGAGGCCAUGCGGCGGAAGGAGGGCUUUUUCCUGACGGCCAGCCUGAAGCAGGACCGCAAGUCCAGGGGCACCCUGCUGGCACUGGAGGGCCCAGGCGCCGCACACAGGCAGUUCGAGAUCGUGUCCAACGGCCCCGCCGACACCCUGGACCUCACGUACUGGGUGGACGGCACCCAGCACGUCAUCUCCCUGGAGGACGUGGGCCUGGCUGAUUCCCAGUGGAAGAACAUCACCGUGCAGGUGACCGGAGAGACCUACAGCCUCUAUGUGGGCUGCGACCUGAUGGACAGCUUCACGCUGGACGAGCCCUUUUACGAGCAGCUGAAUACAGAGAAGAGCAGGAUGUACGUGGCCAAGGGCCCCUCCCGAGAGAGCCACUUCAGGGGUUUGCUGCAGAACGUCUACUUAGUGUUUGAAAACUCUGUGGAAGAUCUUCUGAGCAAGAAAGGUUGUCAGCAAAGCCAGGGAGCCGAAGCCAACGCCAUCAGCGAGAACACGGAGACGCUGCACCUGAGCCCCCCGGCCUCCAUGGAGCACGUGGGCCGGAGCGAGUACAGGGGCCCGGAGGUGUGCAGGCACUCCUGCGAGGAGCUGGGCAGCAUGAUCAGGGAGCUGGCAGGGCUGCACGCCAUCGUGAACCAGCUCCACGAGAACCUGCGCAAAGUGUCAAAUGACAACCAGUUUCUCUGGGAGCUCAUUGGAGGACCCCCCAAGACCAGGAACAUGUCCGCCUGCUGGCAGGACGGCAGGUUCUUUGCGGAGAAUGAAACCUGGGUGGUGGACAGCUGCACCAAGUGCACCUGCAAGAAAUUUAAAACCGUUUGCCACCAGAUCAGCUGCCCUCCCGCCACGUGCGCCGACCCGUCGUUUGUGGACGGCGAGUGCUGCCCCUCCUGCUUCCACGACGGCGAGGAAGGCUGGUCCCCAUGGGCGGAGUGGACCGAGUGCUCCGUCACCUGCGGGCCUGGCACCCAGCAGAGGGGGCGGUCCUGCGACGUCACCAGUAACACCUGCCUGGGGCCAUCCAUCCAGACGCGGUCGUGCAGCCUGGGCAGGUGCGACCACCGCAUCCGGCAGGAUGGUGGCUGGAGCCACUGGUCGCCUUGGUCCUCCUGCUCCGUGACCUGUGGGGUCGGCAACGUCACCCGCAUCCGUCUCUGCAACUCACCAGUGCCGCAGAUGGGUGGGCGGAGCUGCAAGGGGAGUGGCCGCGAGACCAGGGCCUGCCAGGGCCCGCCCUGCCCGGUCGACGGUCGGUGGAGCCCCUGGUCCCCGUGGUCGGCCUGCACGGUCACCUGUGCCGGGGGCAUCCGGGAGCGGACGCGCAUCUGUAACAGCCCGGAGCCCCAGCACGGAGGGAAGGACUGCGUCGGCGACGUCACGGAGCGUCAAAUGUGUAACAGGAGGAGCUGCCCCGCAGACGGCUGCUUGUCCAACCCCUGCUUCCCCGGAGCCGAGUGCCGCAGCUUCCCUGACGGGUCCUGGUCCUGCGGCUCUUGCCCGCUGGGCUUCCUGGGCAAUGGCACCCACUGCGAGGACCUGGACGAGUGCGCUGUGGUCACCGACGUGUGCUUCACGACCAGCAAGGCGCGCCGCUGCGUCAACACCAGCCCCGGCUUCCACUGCCUGCCCUGCCCCCCGCGCUACAAGGGGAGCCAGCCCUUCGGCGUCGGCCUGGAGGCGGCCAGGACGGAGAAGCAGCUGUGUGAGCCUGAGGACCCCUGCAAGGACAAGAGCCACAACUGCCACAGGCACGCGGAGUGCAUCUACCUGGGCCACUUCAGCGACCCCAUGUACAAGUGCGAGUGCCAGACGGGCUAUGCGGGCGACGGGCUCAUCUGCGGGGAGGACUCGGACCUGGAUGGCUGGCCCAACAAGAACCUGGUCUGCGCCACCAACGCCACCUACCACUGCAUCAAGGACAACUGCCCCCUCCUGCCUAACUCUGGGCAAGAAGACUUCGACAAGGACGGCAUCGGGGACGCCUGUGACGAUGACGACGACAACGACGGCGUCAGCGAUGAGAAGGACAACUGCCAGCUUGUCUUCAACCCACGUCAGUCUGACUACGACAAGGACGAGGUUGGAGACCGCUGUGACAACUGCCCCUACGUGCACAACCUGGCGCAGAUCGACACGGACAGCAACGGCGAGGGCGACGCCUGCUCCGUGGACAUCGACGGGGACGAUGUCUUCAAUGAGCGAGACAACUGUCCCUACGUCUACAACACUGACCAGAGGGACACCGACGGGGACGGCGUGGGCGAUCACUGCGACAACUGCCCCCUGGUGCACAACCCAGACCAGACCGACGUGGACAAUGACCUCGUGGGAGACCAGUGUGACAACAACGAAGACAUCGACGAGGACGGACACCAAAACAACCAGGACAACUGCCCCUACAUCUCCAAUGCCAACCAGGCUGACCACGACCACGACGGCAGGGGAGACGCCUGUGACUCGGACGAUGACAACGACGGGGUCCCCGAUGACAGGGACAACUGCCGGCUGGUGGCCAACCCCGACCAGGAGGACUUGGACGGUGAUGGGCGUGGUGAUGCUUGCAAAGAUGACUUUGACAACGACAGCAUCCCCGAUAUUGACGACGUGUGUCCUGAGAACCACGCCAUCAGCGAGACGGACUUCCGGAACUUCCAGAUGGUCCACCUGGACCCCAAGGGCACCACUCAGAUCGAUCCCAACUGGGUCAUUCGCCAUCAAGGCAAAGAGCUGGUGCAGACGGCCAACUCCGACCCUGGCAUCGCUGUUGGUUUCGAUGAGUUUGGGUCAGUCGACUUCAGCGGCACAUUCUACGUCAACACGGACCGGGAUGACGACUAUGCUGGCUUCGUCUUUGGCUACCAGUCCAGCAGCCGCUUCUACGUGGUGAUGUGGAAGCAGGUCACUCAGACCUACUGGGAAGACCAGCCCACCCGGGCGUACGGCUACUCAGGGGUGUCCCUCAAGGUGGUGAACUCCACCACGGGGACAGGCGAGCACCUGAGGAACGCCCUGUGGCACACGGGGAACACAGAGGGACAGGUUCGCACGUUAUGGCAUGACCCCAAAAAUAUUGGCUGGAAGGACUACACUGCCUACAGGUGGCAUCUGACCCACAGACCUAAGACAGGUUACAUAAGAGUCUUAGUGCAUGAAGGAAAACAGGUCAUGGCGGACUCAGGACCCAUCUAUGACCAAACCUACGCUGGUGGGCGGCUGGGUCUGUUUGUCUUCUCUCAAGAAAUGGUCUACUUCUCGGACCUGAAAUAUGAAUGCAGAGAUGUCUGAACAAGAUUUGCUGUAUUUCCAGCAAAGUACUGUAGACGCUGUUACGCAGACACCUCAGUCCAUCCCAGUGCUCCCAGCUUCUCUCUAGCAGACCUCCUGUCCUUGACCCCAACCUUGAGUGGUUCUUCACCUCCUGUCAUCAACCGAGGCCCACGUGCCUUCAGAGGAUGAAUAGUAAUGGAAACGAAAGACGAACAUCCAACCCACUAUAGGAAAAACAGUUUGAUGAUCCAUGAGACUUUAUGUGGAGUGAAAAUCGAGCAUGAUAUUACAUUGUUUUCUCUUGUGUGUUUAAAAAGAAUGACGUUUACAUAUGAAAUGUAAGUACUUAUUUUAUUUAUGUGUAUAUGGAGUUGAAGGGAAUAUUGUGUAUAAGCAAUUAUCAUAAAUUAAGCAUUUAUGCUUAAUAUUGCUACACUACUUCCAGUGCUUUAAAUUUGGUGCGAGAGCACCCAAAUUCUGUUAGGUCAAUUAUAAAGAAGGGUCAGCUCAAGUCUGAAGUAAUGCCAUUAUCAAAAAGAGGUCAGGAGAUACCAGUCACGUAUGUGGGAUGUCAAGUAACUAAUUGGAACAUCAAAAAUAAUUAUGGGAAUAAAUGAAUACCCCUCCCCCACUCUCUUGUCCUACAAUGGAAGCCCUCAUUGAUGCUGUCUCAUCAAAGAAGGAAUAUCCUUGCAAAAUGGCUCUAACGUGGGUGCAGACGUGGGCCUGGCAAAGCCUCGUCUAUGUGAGGGUUUAACCGAGAGAAGUGCUGUCACCGUGGCUGGCCCCUCCAGCCAUUGCCAUUGUGGAACUGAGAGAACCAGUGGCCAGUUGCCACUUGAUUCCGCAGUCUGAUCCCUAGAAUCCUCGCUCGAGCUCCUUUCCCAGCCGCUGGGGAAGAGUCGGCAGACAAACAAAUCAGCAAAUGUGUUUUGGCAUCCAAUCCCUAUUCUAGGCUUUGAAACUAUGGACGGAUUGCUUUUACCUAACUUGGUAACACAUUCCAUUAAGGUUCCAGUUAUAAAUGUUGUGCUAAUAUUUAUUAAGUGAAUAUAGAAUGCAGUUCCGUUCACCAAUAACUUAUUUUAAAUAUGACAAGUAGCACUUAUGUAAGUAAAAUAUCUAAAAGUAAACCUAUAACUAGCAUAUAAUAAUAUAAAGAUACAGUUACAGCAAAAUAUCUUCAAAAUACAAGACUUUAUAAUAUUAUGUUGUCAUCAUAAAACAUGCUGCAAAAUGUGAUAGAAUAAAUAAAUAAUAAUGAAGAGUUUAUAAUGGAACCUUAAUAUAUACUGUUGCCGGUGACCUUAAUUCAGUAUUUUUUAGCGUUAUCUAUCUGCUGUACGUAGGAUUUUAAAGACUUGGAAUGACGAGGAUAAACCAGUGUUGUCUCGGCAGACAUACCCCUUAAUCAGUCAUAUAGUAAUAUACACAGGUUUGAUUUAUUUUUUGCUUUAAGUUGCAUGACCUUUCUGCAGGAAAUAUUAAUCUCACUCCACAUAGGGGUUUAGGAAGAAGACUUUGUCUUGUUCAUCUGAUGCGGACAAACUGUUCUCCUCUUCCUGUUAAUAGCGAUUUCACUCCUCUGUCAAGUAGGGAGAGGGUCCAUGACUUUGUCUUCAUUUGCUCGUGUGCCGUCUGAUAAAGUUACAUUUGUUGCUUCCUUUGAGGUUGAUUUUUCUUUUCAUUUUGCUGCACUUUUUACUUUUUUUGGUGGAACUGUAUUCCCAAGACAAGGAAGUGUUGGGAGACUUCAUUAAAUGUAACAGUUGUGAAGAGUGUGUAGGUUUUCUGUGUCGGUGGCGUUUGGCCGAACAAUACGGUGGCGUGGGAUGAUGAUGAUGAUGUGAAUAUUUAGAAUGUACCAUAUUUUUUUGUAAAUUAUUUAUGUUUUUUUUUAAAAAACAAACUUCUCGUACAGCUGGAUGAAACUUCUUUUGUUUUGACAAAGACUGUAAAUAUUUAUUUAUUUGUUCACAUGGUCAAAAUUUCACCACUGAAACCCUGCAUUUAGCUAGAGCCUCAUUUUUAUACUUUAAAGAUUCAUAACAGGAAAUAAAUUGUAAAAAGGUUUUC
Physeter macrocephalus (sperm whale) is the source of this 5792-nucleotide messenger RNA. It is a transcript of the gene THBS2, whose product is annotated as thrombospondin 2. Gene Ontology annotation, biological process: cell adhesion; negative regulation of angiogenesis. Gene Ontology annotation, molecular function: protein binding; calcium ion binding. The coding region runs from base 222 to 3734 and encodes 1170 amino acids. The record is from RefSeq and is a predicted model, not a curated record. Gene Ontology annotation, cellular component: extracellular region. The transcript has 22 exons. NCBI's taxonomy places the organism in Eukaryota, Metazoa, Chordata, Mammalia, Artiodactyla, Physeteridae.